UCCCUGGGAGCCUCGCAGACCAGACCAACAGUAACACCAAGAGCAGGUGGGCAGGCCUCAGCCCUCCUCCCCCACCCCAGGGCCCACUGCAGCCUCAGCCCAGGAGCCACCAGAUCUCCCAACACCAUGGUCCGAUACUGUGUGAGGAGCCUGAGCGAACGCUCGCACGAGGUGUACGGGCAGCAGUUGCAUGGGCAAGAGCAAGGACACCAUGACCAAGAGGAGCAAGGACUGAGCCCGGAGCAGGUCGAGGUCUACGAGAGGACCCAGGGCCAUUCUCACUAUAGACGCAGGCACUGCUCUCGAAGGAGGCUGCACCGGAUCCACAGACAGCAGCAUCGCUCCUGCAAAAGGCGCAGAAGACACUCCUGUAGGCACCGGAGGAAGCAUCGCAGAGGCUGCAGAACCAGGAGGAGAACAUGCAGAAGGCACUAAGCUUCCUGGGCCCCUCACCCCCAGCUGGAAAUUAAGAAAAAGUCGCCCGAAACACCAAGUGAGGCCAUAGCAAUUCCCCUACAUCAAAUGCUCAAGACCCCAGCUGGAAGUUAAGAGGAAGUCACCUGCCCAGGAAACACCGAGUGAGGCCAUAGCAACUCCCCUACAUCAAAUGCUCAAGCCCUGAGUUGCCGCUGAGAAGCCCACAAGAUCUGAGUGAAAUGAGCAAAAGUCACCUGCCCAAUAAAGCUUGACAAGACACUCA
Molecule: messenger RNA, 700 nt
Organism: Pongo pygmaeus (Bornean orangutan)
Lineage: Eukaryota; Metazoa; Chordata; Mammalia; Primates; Hominidae
Gene: PRM2
Product: protamine 2
Exons: 2
Coding region: 127-435 (102 amino acids)
Biological process (GO): spermatid development; chromosome organization; nucleus organization
Cellular component (GO): nucleus
Molecular function (GO): DNA binding
Source: RefSeq, a predicted model, not a curated record